Molecule: messenger RNA, 3321 nt
Organism: Sorex fumeus (smoky shrew)
Lineage: Eukaryota; Metazoa; Chordata; Mammalia; Eulipotyphla; Soricidae
Gene: TMPRSS9
Product: transmembrane serine protease 9
Exons: 18
Coding region: 1-3255 (1084 amino acids)
Biological process (GO): proteolysis
Molecular function (GO): serine-type endopeptidase activity; protein binding
Source: RefSeq, a predicted model, not a curated record
AUGAAGCCACCCACCAUGGGACACUCGCAGCUCGGCACCGGGGCCACCAAGGAGGCGUCUGGUGUGGGCUGCCGCGAGGCCCUCUCUGCCGCGCUGGUCACUGGCGCUGUCCUGGCGGCGUUAGGAGUUCUCGCGGCCGCCGUGUCCACACAGGCCGUCACAGUGCAGCACGUGGCCGAGCUGCGAGGCAUCCGGUACAGCCCCGGCCUGGAGCGGGCCGACUCCGAGUACCGCCGCACGCUGACCUCCGCUCUGCAAACGCUGUUUCUUAGCAGCUUCCAGAAGACUGAGCUAGAGGCUCGCUGCGUGGACUGUACAGUGCUCAGUUACAGGCCGGGGAACGCCAGCGUGCUGGUGUGGUUCCAGAUGCACUUCCUGCUCCCAGCCAUCCAGGGGCUCAACCGAGGCCUGGAGGAAAAACUUUUACAGCAGGGACUCCGAGCACGCCUGCAGGAGCACGGCCUCCCCCUGGCUGCCUACGGCACCAUCAUGUCAGUUGAGCUCACAGGCAACCAGAAGGGGCCCUGGGCAGAGAGAGAUUUGAAGUCAGGCCGCUGUCCCGGGGACACUUUUUCUUGCCAGAACAGCCAGUGUGUGAGCAAAGUGAAUCCUGAGUGUGACGACAGCAUCGAUUGCGCCGACGGCUCGGAUGAGGCUCGCUGCGACUGCGGCCGGCAGCCGGGCUGGCGGACGCCGGGCAGGAUCGUGGGCGGCAUGGAGGCGGCCCCCGGUGAGUUCCCGUGGCAGGUCAGCCUCAGGGAGAACGCCGAGCACUUCUGCGGAGCCGCGAUCAUCGGCGCCCGGUGGCUGGUGUCGGCUGCUCACUGCUUCAAUGAGCUGGCCGCGCCCUCGGACUGGGUGGCCUACGCGGGCACCACGGCGCUGGGCGGCGCGCUGGAGGCGGGCGCGGCGCGCGCGCGCGUGGCGCGCAUCAUCCCGCACCCGCGCUACGACGCCGACUCGGCCGACUUCGACGUGGCGCUGCUGCAGCUCCGCCGUCCGCUGGCCUUCGGGCGCCGCGUGCAGCCCGUGUGCCUGCCCGCCGCCGCGCACGUCUUCCCCGCCGGGAGGAAGUGCCUCAUCUCGGGCUGGGGCUACCUCCGGGAGGAUUUCCUGGUCAAGCCGGAGACUCUGCAGAAGGCCACGGUCGAGCUGCUGGACCAGGCUCUGUGCUCCAGCCUGUACGGCCACGCCCUCACCGACAGGAUGCUGUGUGCCGGUUACCUGGAUGGGAAGGUGGAUUCCUGCCAGGGAGACUCGGGAGGCCCCCUGGUCUGCGAGGAGCCCUCCGGCCGCUUCUUUCUGGCGGGCAUCGUGAGCUGGGGCAUCGGGUGCGCCGAGGCGCGGCGCCCAGGGGUUUACGCGCGAGUGACACGACUGCGGGACUGGAUGCUGGAGGUCAUGUCCGCGGCCAGCAGGCCUCCGGCGCCCACGGCCGCCCCGGCGCCCAGCACGCCCAGCCCUGCCUGGCCCACGAGUCCCAAAGGGCAGGUGCUGGACACCCCCAGCAGACCCGCGCCGGCCGCCAGCACGGCGCCUCUGGGCUUGGCCACCGCAGCCAAACUACCAGAGUGCGGGGCCAGGCCAGCCCUGGAGAAGCCCACCCGCAUCGUGGGGGGCCUGGGCGCCGCCUCGGGGGACGUGCCCUGGCAGGCCAGCCUGAAGGAGGGGACCCGGCACUUCUGCGGCGCCACCAUCGUUGGCGAUCGCUGGCUGCUGUCGGCUGCUCACUGCUUCAACCACACUAAGGUGGAGCACGUGCGGGCCCACCUGGGCACUGCAUCGCUGGCGGGCAUCGGGGGCAGCCCGGUGAAGCUGGGGCUCCGGCGGGCGGUGCUGCACCCUCAGUACAACCCGGCCAACCUGGACUUCGACGUGGCCGUGCUGGAGCUGGCACGGCCCCUGCGCUUCAACAAGUUCGUGCAGCCUGUCUGCCUCCCCCUGGCCAUCCAGAAGUUUCCGGUGGGCCGGAAGUGCAUGAUCUCAGGGUGGGGAAACACGCAGGAGGGAAACGCCACCAAGCCCGACGUGCUGCAGAGAGCCUCGGUGGGCAUCAUCGACCAGAAGGCCUGCAGCGCCCUCUACAACUUCUCCCUCACAGACAGGAUGCUCUGUGCCGGCUUCCUGGAGGGCAGAGUGGACUCCUGCCAGGGUGAUUCCGGGGGCCCCCUGGCCUGCGAGGAGACCCCUGGCGUGUUCUACCUGGCGGGCAUUGUGAGCUGGGGCAUUGGCUGUGCCCAGGCCAGGAAGCCGGGGGUGUACACGCGCAUCACCCGGCUGAAAGGGUGGAUCCUGGAUACCAUGGCGCCGCGGCCCCUCUCCACGCCGCCCCCCAUUCCCCCGGGGACCACCACGGCUGGCCUCCUGGCCCCGGGGGUCCCGGCCAGCACCGCUUCGUCCCCAACCACCAGCAGCUCCGGCAGCCCGGCUGGCCACAGCACGAGCACCAGCCCGGGGCCCUCCUCGUGGGGGCCGACUCCGCCGCCCCACAUCCCGACAGCCACCCUGAGCACCCAGCUGCCAGGUUGCGGCGUGGCGCCGGCGGGCGCGCUCACCCGCAUCGUGGGCGGCAGCGCGGCGGGCCCCGGGGACUGGCCGUGGCAGGCGAGUCUGCGGCUGCGCCUGCGCGAGCACCGCUGCGGAGCCGUGCUGGUGGCCGACCGGUGGCUGCUGUCGGCCGCGCACUGCUUCGACGUCUACGGAGACCCCAAACAGUGGGCGGCGCUGCUGGGGACCCCCAGCCUGGGCGGCGCCGACGGGCAGCUGGGGCGCGUGGCGCGCGUCUUCAAACACCCCUUCUACAACCCCUACACGCUCGACUACGACGUGGCGCUGUUGCAGCUGGCGGGGCCGGUGCGCGGUGGCCGCCUGGUGCGACCCAUCUGCCUGCCCGCGCCCCGCGCUCCCGACGGCGUGCGCUGCGUCAUCACCGGCUGGGGGUCCCUGCGCGAGGGAGGUGGCAUGGCGCGACAGCUGCAGAAGGCGGCCGUGCGCGUCCUGAGCGAGCACACGUGCCGGCGCUUCUACCCGGUGCAAAUCAGUAGCCGCAUGUUGUGCGCCGGUUUCCCGCAGGGCGGCGUGGACAGCUGCUCGGGGGACGCCGGGGGACCCUUGGCCUGCAGGGAGCCGACCGGCCGGUGGGUGCUGACCGGGGUCACCAGCUGGGGUUACGGCUGUGGCCGGCCCCAUUUCCCCGGCGUCUACACCCGGGUGGCGGCCGUGAGGGGCUGGAUAGAGCAGAACAUCCAGGAGUGACUGUCCCUGCGCGGCUGGACCAGAGAGGAAGCAGCGGGGGACGCUGUCCGGCCACCCCGCUCCGGG